Messenger RNA from Phoenix dactylifera (date palm), 2118 nucleotides. RefSeq names its product aquaporin TIP1-3-like. NCBI's taxonomy places the organism in Eukaryota, Viridiplantae, Streptophyta, Magnoliopsida, Arecales, Arecaceae. Gene Ontology annotation, biological process: water transport; transmembrane transport. Gene Ontology annotation, molecular function: water channel activity. The record is from RefSeq and is a predicted model, not a curated record. Gene Ontology annotation, cellular component: membrane.
CCUGCAUAUGAAACUAGCAGAGCUUUAGCUCAGGAAAAAAAAGGAAGAGAAGAAACACGAGCUCUACAUUUCUGAGUUCCAGAAAAGCUAUUAGUCUCGCAAAAUUUAGAGCAAAAUGCCGAUGAACAGAAUCGCCAUUGGAGAGCCAGGGGAGGCGAGCCGCCCCGACGCUCUCAAAGCCGCUCUCGCCGAGUUCUUCUCCAUGCUCAUCUUUGUCUUCGCCGGCGAAGGAUCCGGAAUGGCUUUCAGCAAGCUCACCGGCGAUGGACCAGCGACGCCCUCCGGUCUCAUAGCAGCAGCUCUCUCUCACGCCUUCGCUCUCAUCGUCGCAGUCUCUGUCGGAGCCAACAUCUCAGGAGGUCAUGUGAACCCCGCCGUCACGUUCGGUGCAUUCGUCGGCGGUAACAUAACUCUGCUCCGAGCUAUACUGUAUUGGAUGGCGCAGUUGCUCGGCUCCGUGGUGGCUUGCAUUCUUCUCAAGUUCGGCACUGGUGGAAUGAAAACAGCAGCCUUCGCAGUCUCGGCCGACGUGACUCCCAUGAACGCGUUUGUGUUUGAGAUCGUCAUGACAUUUGGGCUAGUGUACACCGUGUAUGCUACGGCUGUGGAUCCAAAGAAGGGUAACCUGGGAGUGAUCGCACCCAUAGCGAUCGGAUUCAUCGUCGGCGCCAACAUCUUGGCCGGCGGGGCCUUCGACGGGGCGUCGAUGAACCCGGCAGUCUCGUUCGGCCCGGCGGUGGUCAGCUGGACGUGGGACCAUCACUGGGUCUACUGGCUGGGGCCAAUGAUCGGGGCAGCGCUUGCAGCCAUUGUCUAUGAUAUGUGCUUCAUUGGUCGCGGCACCCAUGAACAGCUUCCCACUACGGAUUAUUGAGAAAAUAUUUCCAUUUCCUUGGUCUAUUGUCUUCAAUUGCUUCUUCAAGUCUCUCGUCUCAAGCUGGAGGAGCAAAUAAUAUCAUUUUAUGAGGAGGGUAGUGAUUUCUCUUUCUUUUUAUUUCUUUUACUUUGAGAUCUUUUCAGGAGAUGAUGGAACAAGUUUGAUUUGAAGUAGUACUAUGCAACCUCUUCUAUUCUUUCUCUCUCUUUUUCCUUUUUCCUUUUUUUUUUUUUUAAUGUUGAAGUCCAAGAUAAUACCUUGGCAUAAGCAUUUUGUUUAUCAAGGUUAUGGUUAGAAAAAGACUGCUUAGUUGACAGAAACAUAUCGGUCAUCAGGGAAUGAGAUGAAAAGGAUGGUUUCGUUUAAAAGUUUACAUAAAAUCCGUAAAUAAAGUAAGACAAUCCUUUGCAACCCACUGUAAGUCUCAAAAGAUAGAUCAGAACCCACCAUUUCAAUGUUGCCUAGAAGAUUCAACUUAAAAUUUUGACAAGUUCGACAACUGAUGUAGGUAUUAAUUGAUGAUAUCAACAUAGACCGGAAUAAUUGUCAACUAAAUGUAAAGAAAUCCCAUAAAUUAGCAAUCCUUGUGAUUCACCACCCACAUAUAGGAUGGAAUCUACCUUUAACUACUUGCACUCUGUGUUUUGGGCUGCCUAUCCUUUUAGAUCACAGCAUCAAGAAAGAUCCCUAACCUCAUGAACUAAUGGUCUCAUGCACAACCAGGUAAUUACUGAGUCAUUAUUGAGAAAAUCUAAUCAAGUUCCUUCAUAUCUCGAGGAAAUAAUGCAUGGUGCUCAUCCCAUGCUAAAACAAGGUGUCGACAGAAAAGGCAGAUAAAUGAACUCAUUAAAAUGUGAUCUCACUAUGUUUUUAACUACUAGGUUGAUAAUAAAAAGUCCUAUCUCACUUUGAGUAGACACGCCUAGACACCUCUUUUUUUUAUCCCUCUCCAUCCAAUAAUUUCCUCCUUGAUGGACCUAUCCCAAAUCCAAACCCAGCCCAUUAUCUUCACUAAGGCCCAUUCUGUAAGUCAUCAAUGACCGACCUAUAUAGGCAACCAAACUCAUGAGCCCUACCUAAGCACAAUCUAUAGGUCAAUUAGACCUAGAAUGACCCAGCUUAUAUCAGCGAGGAUUUUGAAGUUUAUUGGCUACCCCAUAUACCCCUUUUCAUAUUCCUAAAUUAUCUCUCAUGAGCCCAAGCCCAUACUGGCUCUAUAAAACUUAAAAAAAAAAAAAAAA